GGGAUAUCAUCAUCACUCUUUACUUACUAAAUAUAUAUAUUCACUCUUUUUCUUUCCUUGACUCUUACAAUGUUGACCACUGCCAUUCUUUUUGGACUACUUGGUUCGUCCUCCCUGGUUUUCGGGGCUCCUGCUGCUGAGCCCGUCCAGGGCAGCGGGCUAAUUCCCCGUGCCUCCAGCUGCACCUUUUCCGGGUCCACUGGUGCCGCGGCUGCAAAGGCAGGCAAGGCCAGCUGUUCCACCAUCAUCUUAAACAAUGUUGCCGUGCCAGCUGGUACUACUUUAGAUUUGACUGGUCUUGCCACUGGCACUGAGGUCAUCUUCCAAGGCACUACCACCUUCGGUUACAAGCAGUGGGAGGGACCUUUGAUCUCCGUCUCUGGAACAAACAUCAAGGUCUCCGGAGCCAGCGGACAUGUGCUCGAUGGCGAUGGUUCUCGCUGGUGGGAUGGCGAGGGUUCGAACUCCAAGACCAACAUCAAACCCAAGUUUUUCUUUGCCCAUGGCCUUAAGGGAACUUCCAGCAUCACAGGCUUGAACAUCAAGAACUCUCCGGUCCAGGUGUUUAGCAUUGACGGCUCUUCUGGCCUGACUAUCAGUGGUGCCACCAUCAAUAACAAGGACGGUGAUGUCAACUCCCUCGGCCACAACACCGACGCCUUUGAUAUCGGUGACAGUGACAGCAUCACCAUCACUGGUGCCACUGUUUACAACCAGGAUGACUGCCUUGCUAUCAACUCGGGAACGAAUAUUGUCUUCUCUGGCGGUUACUGCUCCGGCGGUCACGGACUGUCCAUCGGCUCUGUCGGCGGCCGCUCUAAUAAUGUUGUUGACACUGUGAAGAUCAGCGACACCCAGGUUGUUAACUCUCAGAACGGCGUUCGUGUCAAGGCUGUCGCCGGCGCCACCGGUAGCAUCAAGGGCGUCACCUUCCAGGACAUCACUCUCUCCGGCAUCACCAGCCAGGGAGUCACCAUCCGUCAGGACUACACCAAUGCUGGAUACACUGGAAGUCCUACCACCGGCGUUCCCAUCACUGGUCUCACCUUGAACAAUGUCCACGGCACUGUUACCUCUGCCGGUACCGAUGUCACUAUCGAGUGUGGUAGCACCUCCAGCUGCUCUGGCUGGACUUGGACGAAGGUCGCUGUGUCUGGCGGAAAGGCUGAUCUUUGCAAGAAUGCCCCUUCCGGCACUUGCUAAGCUGAUGGGCUAAACAAAUAGCUAUGGGAGCUUCAUGUUAUUUCCAGAUAUUUAAUAUGAUUUCCUGGGCUCCUAGCGAUAGGGCGAAGCCCAUUAAACAUGGA
Molecule: messenger RNA, 1307 nt
Organism: Penicilliopsis zonata CBS 506.65
Lineage: Eukaryota; Fungi; Ascomycota; Eurotiomycetes; Eurotiales; Aspergillaceae
Exons: 4
Coding region: 70-1203 (377 amino acids)
Biological process (GO): pectin catabolic process
Cellular component (GO): extracellular region
Molecular function (GO): polygalacturonase activity
Source: RefSeq, a predicted model, not a curated record